Molecule: messenger RNA, 1080 nt
Organism: Stylonychia lemnae
Lineage: Eukaryota; Ciliophora; Spirotrichea; Sporadotrichida; Oxytrichidae
Source: the annotation of a GenBank genome assembly
AUGCUAGAGACUCAAUAAUCACUAAACGAAAAUAUAAAUGUUCCGUUGCUGAGAAAGAUUUCAAUUAGGUAUACGAAUGCCUAUUUGAAAUGGACAUUUAUGGCCUGCUUUUUCUUUGGAACUAGUAAUUUCUUGACUGGCCAUUUGAGUGCGAAACUUGGAGUUGAGGGUGGUUAUCCUUUCUUCAUUGGCAAUCUCUUUAGUUGGAUGAUGUAUCAUUUAUAUAUUGGGAUUGAAAACUACAAAACGUUUGAUAGCUUCUGGAAUAAAGAGACCUCAACUUAUUACGAUGUGCAUACAGAUAAAUUUAGAUUUAGCUAUCUCUUAGGCCCAAUCCUUAGAGGUAUCGUAUAAGUGGCGGUAUUCUUCUCAGUUUUUAUUACAAUGGAAUUCGCAUUCAAGGCUGGAGUCAAUUAGGGCAUUAUCGCAUCUCUUUUCAGUACUUCAAUCAUUAUGUCUGCUGUGAUAUUUUAUUUCCUGUAUGAGGAAAAGCUCUCAUAAAGACAUUUGUUCGGCUUAGCACUAAUGAUAACUGCUGUAGUCUUGAUAAGCAUUGGAAAACCGGCAUCGUAGAAAUCUACUACUCUCACUCCCUCAGAACAACUAGCACUUGAAGAGACUUAAGCCUAUUAUCUCACUCUAUCAAUCAUUUUUGCUAUAGUAUGUGGAAUAAUACUUACUAUUAACGGAUUAGUGAUGAGACAUUAUGUUAAGUACAUGCAUAUAUCAGCACUGCAACUUAAUAAUGAUGGUGGGCUAAUUCAAAUGACUGUGCUUAUGGUAUUAUUCAUUCUAAGAGUGAAAGAAAAAGGAAUGUACGAAAUGGGAGAUUUAUUUGAGUCUAUAGGAGCAUCGCUGUUAAGUAUGUGCGCAAACGUAACGCUUAGUCAAGCUUUUGCUGUGGGCUUAGGAGGACCUGUUUAAGGAAUAAACAAUUUAAUGUCAUUAGUCCAAACUAUUCUAGCAGCAAUAUUCCUUAGUCAGAUUCCAACUCUGCUUCAGAAUUUUGGAUUAGCUUUUGGACUUGUUGGCGCUCUUGUGAUGUGCGGAGUAGAUAAGAUAUUCUGGUUCAGAGAUUGA